AUGUCGGAUCAUAAGCGUUCGCGGCGACUUGACUGCAUGAGCCUUCGCCGAGAAAUCCCACCUCUCCACCCACCCCCGCCCGUGUCCUCAAGGUGUGAGCUGAAAGCGGAUCUCCGAAGAUGGAAUGCAUCCUGCAGCCCCUGCAUUCCCCCCGGAGAGCCGAGAAUCUCUCUCCUCGGGGUUCCAGUUGGGUUCACCGCUUCCAAUUCAAGCUCGAUCCUUAGAAGCUGCUCGACCCGCCCCUUUUGGACCGCUGUGAAAACCUCGCUGGGUGAAUCGCCCCGGAGCCAGGAAGCUGCAGCCCCUGUGAGUGGGCGGAGCCGAGGAGGGUUCAAAAGGAGGUGGAGGGAUACGCGGGCCACAGUCGGAACUACUUUCAGGAGGAGGUCACGUGUACUUCUAGUUGGGGAACUUUCCAAAUUCCCACUCCCAUAUGAUAGCUGUAGAGGCAAGUGCUUCGCUUCCUUUGCCCGGAGUGCUCCCGCCUUGUACGGGCAGCGGGACCCCAGAGCCUCCCGCGUCUCGAUGGAAGAACAGGCUCAGACGAGCCUCCCACUGGAGCGCUGUCGGGGCUGGCGCCGGAGGAGCUGGUUACACAAGCACCCACAUCCAAGCACGUGCCCCCGCCUUCCCUCACCUUGGCUGCUGCCGCUGAUUCUUACAGAUCUCGGAGCGAGGGUUCCCAAGCUGGUCGCACCCUUUGCCCGCUACCCACAGAGCAAGCUAGAGGACCGAAACCUGGGACUCCGAGCUCUGGAAUCACUAGCUCUGCCUUCCCAACCGUGGGAGAAGGGGCUAGAUUUCAGGGGUCUGGCGCAUCUUUCUCUCUAGCGCCCUGCCCCUUAGGGCGUAACUUUCCUGGUGCUGUACUUGCGGGGCAAAAGGGUAUCUCCUGCAGCAACCCGCUGCGUGAAUUCAACGUCGUUGCGACAAGCUUUCAGUCAAUACUUUCGAGCUGAUGAGCGCG
Molecule: messenger RNA, 967 nt
Organism: Cervus elaphus (red deer)
Lineage: Eukaryota; Metazoa; Chordata; Mammalia; Artiodactyla; Cervidae
Gene: KLLN
Product: killin, p53 regulated DNA replication inhibitor
Exons: 3
Coding region: 1-831 (276 amino acids)
Source: RefSeq, a predicted model, not a curated record